AUGUCCUCUCGCCGUUUUCACAGAAAGUCGCGUAGUGGAUGUGUGCAUUGCAAGAAGAGACACAUCAAAUGUGAUGAAGGUCGUCCGAAUUGCGCCAACUGCCAGAGAGCAGGCGUAGUUUGUACCUAUGAUCAGCUCAAAGUUCCCACUAGCCCAACGCAUAGUGCAAGUGCUAGUCCUGCUGGCUCGACAGCAUCAACUCUGGUAUACGAACAGUCUCCGACUUUUGAUAUGCUCGAUCUAUCCUUGAUGCACCACUACACGGUAUCAACUUCUCUUGGCCUCUUUGCUGGUCACGGCGCUCGAGAAAUCUGGCAAGAAAUGGUCCCAAACCAGGCCCAAUGUAAUCCCUUACUCAUGCAUGGUAUCCUUGCUUUGGCUUCAAUGGAUCUUGCCCGGACACGACCCAACGAGCGGCAAAUCUACGCGACGAGAGCGCUGGCACAUCAAAAUUCAGGCACGCGGUUAUUCAGAAGCAUGCUCGAGCAAGUUCGCCAAUCAGACAGCCAUAAUGUUGUCAUGGUCUUCAGCAUGAUACUAGCAAUUCUGGCCUUUGCACUACCACACGCUCGUGACGACCCACCGGAUUUUGAUGAGAUACUUGACCUAUUCAGUUUAAUCAGAGGUUGCAAAACUGUGUGGCUCUUGAGCCCAGAAUCACUCGCUGGGACUUCGUUAGGACAAUGGAUCAAGACUGUCUUCGCCGGACGCCCAAUCAUGGUGAAACCUGAAGUCGAUCGUAGUUUCCAAAUCCUGCGAGCACGUCUCACAGAUCCAGCGGAUAUCGUUGCCAUCGAUCAACUCAGGGAGUUCAUACACGGCGAGCUUGCCACAUCCUCAGGUGGAGUCGCAAAUCUAGGCCGUUGGCCCACCAUGGUGUCCGACGCCUAUUGGCAACGCGUGCAAAACCAUGAAGUCGACGCUUUACUCGUACUUUCGCAUUAUUCUGUUGUCCUGGGUGCGCCUAGCCAUCAAUGGUGGAGCGCUGACUGGGAUUCAAUCUUGCUGCAAGCCAUCGACAAAGCUCUGCCACAAGUCGACAAGAAGCUCGUGGAGUGGAACUUGUCUGCGAUGAUGAAGAUCGCCAGAUCUUACAACGAGAGUCAAGUUUGA
Messenger RNA from Aureobasidium namibiae CBS 147.97, 1113 nucleotides. RefSeq lists its product as uncharacterized. Bases 1 to 1113 code for a protein of 370 amino acids. Gene Ontology annotation, biological process: regulation of transcription by RNA polymerase II. The transcript has 2 exons. The record is from RefSeq and is a predicted model, not a curated record. Gene Ontology annotation, molecular function: zinc ion binding; DNA-binding transcription activator activity, RNA polymerase II-specific. Lineage: Eukaryota; Fungi; Ascomycota; Dothideomycetes; Dothideales; Saccotheciaceae.